Messenger RNA from Echinococcus granulosus, 1359 nucleotides. Its product is annotated as Cell division protein kinase 9. Gene Ontology annotation, molecular function: cyclin-dependent protein serine/threonine kinase activity; ATP binding. NCBI's taxonomy places the organism in Eukaryota, Metazoa, Platyhelminthes, Cestoda, Cyclophyllidea, Taeniidae. Gene Ontology annotation, biological process: protein phosphorylation. The record is from RefSeq and is a predicted model, not a curated record. The transcript is spliced from 5 exons. Gene Ontology annotation, cellular component: nucleus. The coding region runs from base 1 to 1359 and encodes 452 amino acids.
AUGGAUGAUUGUGAGCUGGAUCUACUCGUUAAGGAGCUCGAAUCCGAUCAAACUGAGCUUUUUAAGUAUAUUGAUAGGGAGGCUGAGAAGAAAACAACAACUUGUCCCGUUGAGGACUAUGAAAAAAUCACUAAAGUUGGCCAGGGCACCUUCGGUGAAGUUUUCAAAGUUCAGCACAAAACCACCAAAGAAAUAUUUGCACUCAAACGUUUGCGUACAGAAAAGGAAACUGAGGGGCUUGAUUCCUUUCAGUUUCCAGUUACUGCACUACGAGAGGUGAUUAUUUUGCAAAUGCUACGGCACGAAAAUAUCGUUCGUCUCCAUGGCAUUUGUCACAGGCGCAGCCUUAAUACUAACGGUUCCAGAUAUGAGUUUUAUUUGCUCUUUGAAUUCUGUGAUCAUGACCUCGCCGGACUUCUUAGCCAAAAAGUCGACAUUAAUUUGUCAGUGAAGAAGGGCAUUGCAAAGCAGUUACUUACUGGGAUCAAAUUUCUUCAUGAUAACAACGUCCUACACCGUGACCUAAAAGCCUCGAACAUAUUGAUUGACCGUAGUGGACAUCUCAAGAUCGCAGAUUUUGGUCUUGCUCGUGUUACUAUUACACCCUGGCGACAGGACAAGCGCCCACAAUACACAGCAAUGGUGGUCACCCUUUGGUAUCGCCCCCCAGAGAUCCUUCUGAUGGAUCGUAACUACGGCAAACCGGUUGACCUCUGGGGUGUAGGCUGCAUAAUCGCUGAGUUGUGGACCCGUUGCCCUUUGAUGCAAGGCGAGAAUGAGCUGAAUCAACUCAAGCUUAUCAUUAACCUCUGCGGCUCUAUCACUCCAGCUGUCUGGCCCGGAGUAGAACACUUGGAAAGCUACAAGAAGACCAAGCUACCCAUGGAUACACGGCGUACCCUACGAGAUCGCCUUGCUUCCAUCCCUAUCCCAUCCGCCGUCGACCUGAUCGAUCGUCUCCUUGUCUGCAAUCCCUCUCGUCGUCUGACUGCUGAGCAGGCUCUGGCUCAUGAAUUCUUUCAGGAAGAUCCGCCGCCAGGGGAUCUGUCCUGCCUUUCUCAGGGCGGAGUCUCUUUCCUUGAAUAUAUCACCAACAAUCGAGCCCGACAGCAGCAGCAUCAACAGCAGUAUCGUGGAGGACAGUACAGGGGCGGUCCGGGUUAUAGGGGCCGCGGGGGCAUACCAGCGGCGGGUGCGGCACAAAAUCAGGUGGAGAGCAUUCCAUACAAAGGCAUUGCAAUCCAACUGGAUGGUCCCUUGGGCUCCCGUGGCUUCUGCCGCUGGAUUGGUCCCAUGGCUGUCUAUUCACACCUUAAGCCUCUCGGCCCCUCCGUUUGCCACCAUUCUUCUAUGUUGUAG